AAUUACCAAGGAACCGGAAGAGUAUGGACGCACAAGCAAAGCUUGCAGUUGUCGUGAAGGUGAUGGGCCGAACUGGAUCGAGGGGUCAGGUGACCCAAGUCCGUGUCAAGUUUCUUGACGACCAGAACCGUCUCAUUAUGAGGAAUGUGAAAGGCCCAGUUAGGGAAGGUGAUGUGCUUACACUUCUCGAGUCUGAAAGAGAAGCUAGAAGGCUGCGUUGAUAUUGUUGCUGGUCUUAUGCGGUACAAGCUAUUCAGUAGUCCUUGUCUACUAUAAGUGCGUUUGUUGGGCUUGUCACUAGAACCUUUUAUCUGCAGGUAGUUAAGAAUAUUGUGAUAAUCAUAGAGAGGGAUUGUAUCAGAUAUGUAAGAGGAAUGAGUACUUCUUUCGUUGGUUGUUAUCAAUAUCAUGUGUUGAUGGAUUUUGGAAAGUUCUUGGUUUUGCGAAA
Messenger RNA from Asparagus officinalis (garden asparagus), 448 nucleotides. RefSeq names its product 40S ribosomal protein S28. Gene Ontology annotation, cellular component: ribosome; cytosolic small ribosomal subunit. The transcript has 2 exons. Lineage: Eukaryota; Viridiplantae; Streptophyta; Magnoliopsida; Asparagales; Asparagaceae. The coding region runs from base 24 to 221 and encodes 65 amino acids. Gene Ontology annotation, molecular function: structural constituent of ribosome. The record is from RefSeq and is a predicted model, not a curated record. Gene Ontology annotation, biological process: ribosomal small subunit assembly; translation; maturation of SSU-rRNA.